GAGGAGAAGGAGGGAGGGAGGGGCGGUUGGAGGGCCAGCGAUGGCGGCUCCAGAGCAACCGGAGGCUGAGAUAGAGGAGGCUGGACAGGUGUUCCUCUUGCUGAAGAAGAACUAUCGAAUUUCACGUAAUGUGCGACUAGCUUGGUUUCUCGGUCGUUUGCAUCAGGUUGUCUGCUCGAUGUCUGAAGCUGAAUUGGCAAAGUCAGACAGUGAGUUAGAUAUUCUCAGCAUUCUACCAAACAGCUGGCAACCUGAUGAGCCUUUGCCAACUAAGCCGUACCUCCUGGUGCCUUCAACACAUGUCACUUUCCUUGCACACCGGUACCGUUUUGUGAUUGAACUGGAUUUGAGUCCAUCUACAGGGAUUGUAGAUGACUCUCCUGGGGAGAUAAUUUUUGAUGAAGUGUUCUAUGCACUCUCAAGGUGUUUAGGAGGAUUGUUAAAGCCCUUUAGAAUCCCAGGUUCUGAUAUUAUAUUCCAACCUGAGAUUUUCAUCACUAUCCAAGCAUAUUCUUCUAUCAUUAGCCUACAGAUGCAUCAGGUAAUACUUAUAUCUUCAGUUUUGAGAUGUUUAUGCGAAAUGCUUAAACUGUUUAGAGUUAAAAUGACUUGUUGCCAAGGAAUAAGACGAUGAACUGUAAUCUCCAGCAUAUAAAAUGGACUAGGUAUCCUGAAUUACUUGUGGGCAUUUUGGACUGCAUUUUCUAUAAUCUAUAACAUUGACAGUAUUCAGUAUGUUUUAUGAAAAAAACAUAGUCUAAAAUAUUUGAUGUCAGGUUGCCUGCCUGUG
Notechis scutatus (mainland tiger snake) is the source of this 790-nucleotide messenger RNA. The record is from RefSeq and is a predicted model, not a curated record. Lineage: Eukaryota; Metazoa; Chordata; Lepidosauria; Squamata; Elapidae.